Pogona vitticeps (central bearded dragon) is the source of this 3515-nucleotide messenger RNA. RefSeq names its product ubiquitin conjugating enzyme E2 Z (gene UBE2Z). Gene Ontology annotation, biological process: negative regulation of apoptotic process. NCBI's taxonomy places the organism in Eukaryota, Metazoa, Chordata, Lepidosauria, Squamata, Agamidae. The record is from RefSeq and is a predicted model, not a curated record. Gene Ontology annotation, cellular component: nucleus. Gene Ontology annotation, molecular function: cysteine-type endopeptidase inhibitor activity.
UUCCUCCCGGCGGAGCUAUGGGCGGUGGCGGGGUUGGGCUCGACUGGAGGCGGAUCCGGAGCGGGGUCUGGAGGCACCUCCGUGCCCGGGAUCCCCCCUUCGGCCGCGGCUGCGGCCGCCGCCGGGGUUCUCCUCUCGCACUCGGCCUUUUGGGACCCGACGACCAGCGGGGACUGGGACGGAGAGAGGCCGAGCGGUGCCUGCAUCCUCCGCAUUAAACGAGAUAUCAUGUCAAUUUAUAAGGAACCACCUCCUGGAAUGUUUGUUGUGCCUGACCAACAUGAUAUGACCAAGAUUCAUGCGUUGAUCACAGGCCCCUUUGACACGCCUUACGAAGGGGGUUUCUUCUUGUUCCUGUUUCGCUGUCCUCCAGAUUAUCCCAUCCAUCCACCACGGGUCAAGCUGAUGACAACUGGGAAUAACACUGUGAGAUUUAACCCUAACUUCUAUCGCAAUGGGAAGGUCUGCCUCAGUAUUUUAGGCACUUGGACUGGUCCAGCCUGGAGUCCGGCACAGAGCAUUUCUUCGGUCCUUAUCUCCAUACAGUCUCUAAUGACUGAGAAUCCCUAUCACAAUGAGCCUGGCUUUGAACAGGAAAGGCAUCCUGGAGACAGUAAGAAUUACAACGAAUGCAUUCGGCAUGAGACGAUCAGGGUGGCUGUGUGUGAUAUGUUGGAAGGAAAGUGCCCCUGUCCAGAGCCCUUACGGGGAGUUAUGGAGAAGUCCUUCAUGGAAUAUUAUGAUUUUUACGAGGGGGUGUGCAAAGAGAGGCUGCACCUCCAAGGACAAACAAUGCAGGAUCCCUUUGGAGAGAAGCGAGGACACUUUGACUACCAGUCCCUUCUGGUACGCUUGCAAGGAAUCCGUCUGAAGGUGCAAGAGAAACACCAGCAGGAGAACCCAGACAUAGACUCAGAGAGUAGCUCCUCUGAAACAGAGACAGAUACUCAAGGCAGCAUUAAGGCCUAGGAAGCCUCCCACCGGAUUGCUUGGGGAAUCCAAGGUGUGGGGUGGGAUCUUCUGACUCCAGGUGCUGUGAAGGAUCCCGGCUUAGACCCGAGAACCAGCCUGGUUCCAGAGUGGAUAAAACAUGGCUGAAGAAGCAUCCCUUGUCUCCUUCGGUGCUCUGGUACCUGCUGUUUAAAAACAAAAAGAGGAUUUGAUGCUAAAACUGAACUGGGCUUGUCACAGGCUGCAUCAUGGAAAUGGUCCUUUCCUUCACUGUGGAGACCUUAUGAGCUAAUGGCAUCAAGGCAUUCUGGAAGAACCUGUGAUGGAUGGUUUUCUCUCCCCCCCGGCUCUCGGUUCUAAAAGAGCACGAGGUCAAGCAUGACUUUUUGUUCCAUCGCCUCUGAUUCAAAACAUACUGCCUGAUGUCAGCACCUCCCUUCCAGCUUGCCUCCAUGCCAUGAAGGGCUCUGCGCCAUUAAGUCUGUUAAAGCACUUUUGACAGUGUAUAUAAUGGAAGACCCACCUGUUCUUCAUAGUGGUUUCAUUGUAGCUUCCCAGUUGGAUUGGUGAUGCCUGUCCUAGACAGACCAAAGAGAAGGAGCUUCUGCUAGAACGGCUUUACGGUGAUUAAAUUUUUGAAAAAGUUUUCAAAGCUUUAUUCAAUCCCUGAUCUCUUUUGCCCUCACCCACACCCAGAAUUCAGUUGAGAAAUGAAUGAAAAAACAGACCAGAAAAGAUCCUGAAUUUGAGAUGUCGCAACUUUAUUGAGCAACUAACCAGUCAAUGUUACCUUGUUUAAUGUUAAACUUUGUUUUCAGUAGUUCUAGAAAGGAGGCAUGGAUCUUAUAAGUUGCAUAUGGUUUGCAGGGGGGAAGGUUUAGCACUGCAGUCCAGGAGAAGGGAGGGCUACAGAGGACAAGCAGUUCUGUAGUCUUUUGAUAGCAUUUGAAGGAAAAGAGAGCAAAUCUAGAUAAUCACAGAGAGAAAAAAAAAGAAACCUGGCAGUUUUCCUCUGAAGCUUUGAUGCAGUGGCAGGCUUUGCUGUGAAAAUAACUAACUGGCGCCUCUAAUUAUUGGAUGAUGUCAAGAGGGAACUUGGUUAGUGUCAGUCUGAGUCAGACUAUAAAAAUCUGAAGAGUGAAAAAGAACUGUUGAAACGCUUUGCGGAAGGACUUGGUCUUCUUUGGGCAAAUCCUUUGCUGAAAGGGCGACUGUGCUUGCACAUGUAUGUCUCUUUUGUGACAUUUGUCAUAAAUCCUUUGAUUGUUCUGUCGAAAGUAAGAGAAAGGAAAAAAGGCUGCAGCCUGAAGGACAUACCUUUCGAGGACUUAAUUGUGAUGUGAUUUACCUCCUAGCUGGUAAGCCUCUUUUUAAAAAAAGUUUAGUCGUUUCUAUAUAGGAAAUGUCCAGAAGCGUUGUGAGCGCUCUUUUUUCUUCAUCUAAAAACUGCUUUAAGCCAUCUGAAAACUGGAAGAACAUUUGUGUCCUAUAGAUGCACUCUCUGGUCCAAAACUAUUGGGGAAGCUGCAGAUGUUUUGCAGAUACAUGAUUUCUGGGCACGUUGAUCAUAAGAAGUGCAUUUAGCCCACUCUCCUUCUCACCCAUCUGUGAAAGCCCCAAUUCUAGUAGGUACAGCUCUCAUCUGCAAGCAUCUCAUCUUCCAACUGAUCUUGCAUCUCUUUAGAGCAGAAAGAAUCAUUGCUGCCUAAAAUGGUGUGGAGCCUUCUGUUAGCUAACUAAAUUUUGUUCACCUGCUUUUGGAAGUGGAAUGGAAUUGCCCCCCCUUUGUCCGCUCCUGGUCACUAUCAACACCAUAAGCUAGAGGAAAAAAAUCUUAUGGGUAGGAGAUGAAAGCAAAUAAAGUGUAAUGCAAGAUUGCAUUUUAAUGCCUCGUGGAAGAACAGCUCACAAGACGGAGCUAAUCCUAUAAUGUUCAUUUUAAUUUCCUGGGGUUCAGCCCUGCAGAAGGCAGAUGUGCUUAAUCCCACCCCUAGCUCUUGAAAUCAAAGGGACUUGAGUGCACAGUUAUUUUUUAAGUCCCACUGAAAUCAGAGGACUAGGUAGGCCUUAUAUUCUCUGGACUGUGCCAAUUAUGUAAAAUCCCCCCCCCCCAAAAAGGCCCAAAUGCUAUAGUCACCAGGGCCACGAAGUGCUCCCUGGUCAGGGCACCUGUUAUUUCUGAGAGCUUAAUUCCAGAUGCAUGUUGGCUGUUGAACCAUUAUACAUUUUUUUCCGAACAAGCCACAACAGAACAUGAAAAUGCCUUAUGUGGUUGUUUAUUUCACACAGCUCGCAUGUGGAUGUAAGAAAAAAACAAAAAGGAAUAUGGUUUUCUAGCUGCCCAUAGUCAUCUGUCAGCUGUUUUCUGAAUGUUUCCAUUUCAAAAAGUGACAAUCCUAGAUGACUGAUCUAGACAAAUGUUUAGUGACAGAAUUUUAGGCCUAACAAGCUAAAAAGACAAAAAGAAAUGCACAAGGGUCUUCAAAUAGAGAAACCUUGUUUAUAUACAAUUGUACAUAAAGGGUUUUUUUGUGCAAUAAAGUUUGUUUUGGCAGGACUCUUAA